UAUAGAGCCCCACAGCUCCUAUCCGCCCCAUCAUGCCCCGCGCUCUUCCUCCUCUCUUUCCCGCGCCCCAUGCAAACGAAGGGGGCGUGGCCUAUGUCACUAUUUGCCCCGCCGGGGAUGGAAGGGGUGUGGCUGCUCACCUGGCUGCGCACCUGCGUGAGGUCAUCGGGCGGCGCCUCGUCGCGCAGCAGUGACGUCAUCUGGGCCAUGGCGGCGGGGCCGGUGCUGGCGCUGCUGCUUCUGCUGCCCGCGGGCGGCGGGGGGGUGCCGGGCGGGCCCGGGAGUGACGCCCCCAGCAAAGCACCACCGCCGGACGUCACCGCGCCGUGGGACUCUGCCUACCAAGAUCACUGCGUUGCCCCCCCCCUGACCGGGCCGUGCCGCGCCGCCUUCCAGCGCUGGUUCCACAGCCCCGAACAUCGCGACUGCCGGCCCUUCAUCUACGGCGGCUGCCGGGGGAACCGCAACAACUACCGGAACAGGGAGGAGUGUCUGCAGCGCUGCCGGAGCGGUGACAGCAGCAGCUGGCACCCCACAGCCCUGCUGCUGGCGCUGCUGCUGGUGGUGACGCUGGCGCUGGCUGUCCUGGUUGUCACCCGCUGUGGCAUCACCCAAUUCUGGGGCCGCCGGAGCCACAGCAUCGACAAAGAGACGCUGAUGGGCAGCACUGACGCCUGAACCCCAAAACGCCGUUUCUUACCCCAAAAAAAUGGGCUCUGCUGCCCCAAAUGGGGCUUUGCUAUCCCCCAAAAAUGACUCCCCACUUCUUCCUGCCCCAAAAAUGCUGCUUUUGUCCCCAAAUCAUGACAUUUUCUCCCCCAAAAUGCCACUUUUCUCCCCCAAAUGCGACUCCUCUCCCCUGAAAUGCCACUUUUCUCCCCCAAAUCAUGACAUUUUCUCCCCUAAAAUCCCACUUUCCUCCCCAAAAUAUACUUUUCUCCCCACAAAAUAGGCUUUUCUAUUCCCCAAAAAGGACUCUUUUACCCCAAAACUCAGCUUCUCCGCUCCAAACGGCCCAAAAGUGGCCAUUUUGACCCCAAAAUUGUGCAUUUCUAUCUCAUUUUUCCCCCCAUGAACCAUUUUUUCCCUCAAAAUCUGAAUUUUCUUCCCGCAAACUGAGCUCCUUUAUCCCAAAUUGGGUAUUUCAAUACCAAAACAGCUCUUUUUUCCCCUAAAAAUAGAGCUUUUCUCCCCAAAAAUGGAUAUUUUCCCCACCCAACAGAGCUUUUCUAACCCAAAAUGAGUCAUUUUCCCCCCAAAAUGGGACGUUUCCCCCCCAAAAUUCAGCCUUUCUGUCCUAAAAUUGACCACUUCUAUCCCAAAAUGAGGCAUUUUAACCCAAAAUACAACUUUUCUCCCCCAAAAUUGAACGUUUUUUCCCCCAAAAGAGUUCUUUUUCCCCCCCAAAAAGGGGCUUUUUUCCCUCAAAAUGGGGCUCUCCCCCAAAAUCGAGCUUUUCUACCCCCAAACUGACCGUUUCUACCCCACAAUUGAGCUUUUCUCCCCCCCCCCCCCCCCCCCCCCCCGGGCUCUUUUCUGAUUGCCCCCCCGGGGGGGGGCAGCUGAUGCCAUUCGCGAUGUUUUUUGCACCCGUUGGGGCUUUUUAAUGAGAUGUAAUUAAUUAAUGGGUUUGUAGGGGGCUUUUUUUUGUACACUUGAAAGGGAUUUUUGGAAUAAAGGGAAAUGUGAACCCA
Messenger RNA from Lagopus muta (rock ptarmigan), 1694 nucleotides. RefSeq lists its product as uncharacterized. Gene Ontology annotation, molecular function: serine-type endopeptidase inhibitor activity. The record is from RefSeq and is a predicted model, not a curated record. NCBI's taxonomy places the organism in Eukaryota, Metazoa, Chordata, Aves, Galliformes, Phasianidae. Bases 70 to 678 code for a protein of 202 amino acids. The transcript is spliced from 5 exons.